Messenger RNA from Nematocida major, 2571 nucleotides. RefSeq lists its product as uncharacterized. Gene Ontology annotation, cellular component: cytoplasm. The record is from RefSeq and is a predicted model, not a curated record. Lineage: Eukaryota; Fungi; Microsporidia. The coding region runs from base 1 to 2571 and encodes 856 amino acids. The transcript has a single exon. Gene Ontology annotation, biological process: protein polyubiquitination. Gene Ontology annotation, molecular function: ubiquitin protein ligase activity; zinc ion binding.
AUGCAAAGCGAUAAAACAAAUAUUGGCAAUUCCAGCGAAAAAACGCACAGUUGCAGGAUAUGCUCGGAGGCGGACUCUGAAGAGAACAAGCUGAUUUCACCGUGCAAGUGCAUAGGAAACUUAAAGCACAUGCACCCUGCAUGCAUUAUUGAGUGGAUAAAAAAAGCCCAGAGUCAGACAUGCUUGUUUUGCGGGCACAAGAUGCGGAUCCGGCGAGACUACACAAAAAACUAUGGGUUCACGCCGGGCUUUCUUUUUCUGUGCAGGGCGUAUGCAAAGGACCUUGUAUGUGCCCGCCUGAAGAGGGCAAAGGAUGCGCUCUUUGAGCUGUCCCACCUAUUGGGGCUGGGGCUUUUCGGGAGCCUGGGCCUUGGGCUUUUCUCCCUGCGUAAGGCCGCGUCUCUCCUUGAGGUCUUUCUGUGCCUCCCUUUGCUGACAUUUUCGGCGCGCAAGAGCAUGGACCAGCAGAAGAAGCAGAACACGUACACUGUUCUGGACACGCUGACCAAGCUAAACAUGUUCAAUGAGGGAAAAAAGCCGCUUGCAGACAUAUACAAAAGAAAGUGCACUUUGGACAAAGACCAGAAGAGAAACAAAGAAGACGAGGAAAUCAGGAAGAUUCUGGACAUAAUUGUCUUUGAGGACGACAGCGAGGGGCUUUUGGAGCAAAAAACCUGUUUCAGAGACUUUGCGGUGUUUUUCUUUUUCCUGGGGGCUGCGUGCGUGUUCUCUUAUUUUGCUAACCCUUUCGACGCGGUUGGGCCUGACUUUGUCUUUGGGCGUGUCUUGGCUCCUGCAGGCGGACUUUUGCUUUGCCUGUACUUUCUUUUGCUUUUUGCAAAGCAUGUGACUGCAUGGAUGGAAAGGCCCAAAUGGGGCAUAAACACUGCAUUCGUGCUUAUUAGGAUUUUGUACAUUUUCUUGCUGAGGUUUGGGAUGCUUCCGUACUGCAUUGUAAACAUCGUUGGGGGGUUCUUUGUGCAGCCAGUUUUUCGCGCUAUUCGGGAAAUAGGCAGCUUUUUCAUGGCGCAUCGGGUGCUGAAAGUUCUGGGGAUAGAGCUUGGCGUGCCCGUAGAAAGUGCUUUGUGCGCGCUGGUUGAGAAGCACCCGCGCCUUUCCAGCGGAAUAUUCAUUUUGCUUGGGAACCUGUCGAUUUUUGUAUUUGAGAAAGCCUGCAUGCGAUUCCCUGGGGCAAUUCGCCCUGGGUUUCUGCCGUGGCUGUGCCCUUUAAACAUGUCGAUGAACAGGCUGGUCAAGGACAGCAUGAUCAUAAAUAUACAGGGAUACAUUGCACUGAUUGUAUUAAUGAUGUGUGUGGGGUUUAUGCUAUGUGUUCCUGUGGAGGCUUUGUGCUUUCUGAUUCGGCGCGGGUAUCUGAUUUCCUUGAGGCCUUAUCGGAUGACGUGGGUGGAGGCUCUUCCGUGGUUCUACUACUACGUCCCAAUAGUAGAUCUGUUUGCGCAUGGAAGAAUAGCCCAGCGGUGCUUUCAGCAGAUGGCCUUUGUAUUUACACGCUGCUCAGCGCGUGCUGUGCAGUAUCUGCAGAUAGAGUCUCUUUUGUUUGAUGGGCCCCUGCCGAAAGCAGGCAUGGACAUGCGGUAUCUUCGGUACCUGCCGUGCAACAACGAAGUUCCAUAUUGCAACGACGAGGUGUGUGUGCGAAAGAAGCUUCUGGUCACAAAGGGGGAAAAAGACCUCUACUUUGACGAGCACGGCCAGAAGAAGGGAGUGUGCAUGGACAGGUUCCUGGAGUCUGGGCUGAACGAAAUUGGGUGGAUAAACAACCUGGCUGCAGCCUCUCGGGCUGAGCUUAUGUUCAACCCUUUCUACUCAGUGUUCUAUGCUCCGCCUGGCGCGCUUCUUAGAGUGGUCCUGUAUGUUUUGUUUGUGUUCUCUCUGUUCAACGCUUUCCUUCUGGGAACACUUCUGUCGCUGCACAGCUUUUUUGUUGCAAUUGAAAACAUGCGAAGAGAGUUUCCGGUUGCCCAGCCGCAUGCCUGGCAAAAUACCCUGCAGAUCGGAAAAGGCGCUGGGCUGGUUUUUGGCGUGGUGUGCAGCCUCCUGUGCUUUUUCUACAGAGGCCGGAGAUUCCUUUUUUACAAGAGCAUACUCCAGUCUGUGCAAAGAUGUGCUGUUUUGACGAUGGUUCCGGCGGUGGCCAUGCUGUGGCACGUCGUGGCCAAGGAGGCCGUGUUUGACCUUGCAGCAGCCUUCGGAUACGCCAGCCUGUUCACCCAAAAAAACACGUACAAGUCUGUCUGGGCGCUCUCCUACUUUGUAGGGCUAGGGUACAUCGUUGGGGAGUGGCCCUUCCACCUUCUAGCACUGCUUGAAAACUGCGUGUUUCUGCUGAUUUUUGCGGGAGUGUGCACUUUUUCGUCCUUGGAGCGCGCGCUCAGUGCUCCUCUGAGAGCGGCUAUGCUAGUGCUCUUUGUAAUGCUUCCCAUACUUUCACAAAAAGCCGUUCUUUCGGGGAAAGAGAUGGCCUGUGGGCUGUGGAGGCUUCCCGCAAAAAUCAAGUCCAAAAUACUUUCGCACGGCGCAGAAAUAGUCCUGUGCAACGACGUAUAG